AUGAGUGCAACAGCCCGCAUGGGAGGCCAGCUGAUCCUUGAAGAGAAAUACAAUCAGAAUCAUACACCUUCUGAACAAGAGAUACAAGAGUAUGCAAGAGAGAUUGGUAUUGAUCCUGGCAGUGAGCCGGAGCUCCUGUGGCUGGCAAGGGAAGGCAUCGUUACACCAUUGCCUCAAGAGUGGAAGCCUUGUCAGGAAGUGACAGGGGAAAUUUACUAUUUCAACUUCUCCUCAGGCCAGUCCACCUGGGACCACCCCUGCGAUGAGCACUACCGCCUCCUGGUGGCCCAGGAGCGUGAGCGCACCCAGCUCACUGCAGCUGUAGGAGGCAUGGGGGCAAAGAAGGACAAGGACAAGAAGACAAAGAAAGAGAAGAAGGAGAAGGAGAAGGAGAAGAAGGAGAAAAAAGAGAAAAAGUUUAUGCUGGCUAAAGAUGGAGGAAGCUCUUUAGCCAAUAAAGUAGACCGACUCGUCCCCCAUCAGUCCAGACCAUCCAGCUCCUUCUCCAGCCCCUCCGACUCAGAGCGAAGUGGAGUGGAGCUAAGUCCCAAAGCCUCUCUGGGGCUCCAGAGGCCUAGAACCAGGAGAGAGGAGGAGGCGAGGCUCAUUGAGGAGUCUGACAGGAUGCUGGAGGAUACCAGAGAGUCUAUCCAGAGGGAGAGAGAGACACAUAAUCACAAGCUCAGGGAGGAGAGCGAAGCCAUCCUGGAAGAUUUGGAAAAAACACUAGAGGAAGAGCGAGCAGCGGAGCGAGACAGGCUGGAAGCCCAGAAGAGGCAGGAUCUUGAACUCCUUAAGGCUGAGCAGGGAGAGGAGCUGGAAGCAGAGAGGACCGACUACCAACGAGAACUCACUGGCCGGCUUCAGGAAGUGCGGGAGGAAGAGCAGCGGGAUCAUGAGAGGAAGCUGGAGAAGCUGAGGGAAGACCACAAGAGAGAAAUGAACAACAUCAGAGAGAAAUACCUGGAUGAGGAGACCAUACAGAGAGAGCGCUUGCUGUCCACUCUGCAGGACGACAGAGAUCACCUCCAGGCCUCCCACGCUGUCCAGAUGGAGAAACUGAGGCUUCAGCUCAACACUCAGAUACGAAAGACGCAGCUCACACACUCACGCAAGGAGUCCGAAAUGCAGGAUCUGGCAGAUCAGUUGGAGCUGAAAGUCAAAGAGCUGAAGAGCCAGGAGAGCAUGCUGCAGAUCCAGGAGAGAGACCAGCCAAAGGACGAGCUGGAGAGGAUGAGAGAGGAUAAACAGCAAGCCUUAGAACUCAUCCAGAGAGUCAGGGAGGAGCGGAGCGGGGCAAUCAAGGAAAAGGAGAGGCUGAAAGGGGAGAGGGAAAAAGCCAGAGACAAGAGCAGGAGAGUGAAGGAGGACAAGGAGAAACUGGAGAGCAAUGUGACGCUGCUGCAUGAGAGAUGCAACGGUCUCAGCCACAGAGUCAGUCUCAACGCCGUCUACAAUGCCCCCAUCAGCAGCGGGCUGAAGGCCUCUGAGGAUCUCCUCAACAGCCGGUGGAGCCAGAUUUUUCCUGGAGCAGCUGUGGACCCAGUUGCGUCCAGCACCAUGAGGACCAGCUCAGCCUACUCAACUUACACUCCUGUUAGUGAACAGAGUACCAGCCUGCGGUCCAUGCAGAAUUCAGCAGAGAUCGAUGGUCAGAGGCUGCAGGGAAUGAUCGACAGCAACAAGAGGUGGCUGGAGACGCAGAAGAAAGACCCCAGCAUACCUCUAUUGACUCGCUAUCAAGCUCCGUCCUCCAAGAGAAGCCUGGUCCAGCUGGGCAUGGACGAUACCAACCAGAUCAGAGCAUGGAGGUCAAUGCCAAGUCCUAAUAAGCACAGCUGCCAGUCCACCUGGGACCACCCCUGCGAUGAGCACUACCGCCUCCUGGUGGCCCAGGAGCGUCUGGACACCUGCGACCCUGGCCCACUCUCCGGAUAUGUCCCUCAUCUUCGAGGGUCCCUCAAAAAUAUUCACCUGGACCAGGAUGCCCUGGGAGGAGGCCUUCAUUAUGACGAGUGUGAGACGGAUGAAAACGUUGAGGAGGAUUCAUCCUCCAUUGAUGUCAAGCUUAUGGAUAUCGUGGACUUGUCUGGGGCAGAGUUGAAGGUUUCAGAAGCUGCCAACAGGUUUAUGCUGGCUAAAGAUGGAGGAAGCUCUUUAGCCAAUAAAGUUGACCGACUCGCCCUCCAUCAGUCCAGACCAUCCAGCUCCUUCUCCAGCCCCUCCGACUCAGAGCGAAGUGGAGUGGAGCUAAGUCCCAAAGCCUCUCUGGGGCUCCAGAGGCCUAGAACCGCUAGAGGUCGGACCCCGUUAAAAACCCUUGACAAACCAGACAGAGAGAAUAAAGAGAGAGAGGAAGAGGAUGAUAAGGAGAGUGAGUGGGAGGAGAUUCUUAGAGAACAAAAAGAGAAGGAGGGGGGGAGGAGGAAGGCUCAUCAGGAGGUAGAGGAGGAGAAAAAACAGUUGAUGGGGGAGAAAGAGAAGAGGAUGUGUCUCCUCCAGGAGGAGCUGCGUAGGGAGGAGGAGGAGGAGGAGAUGAUUCUGAAGGAGGAGAGUGAGGAAAGACUGAGGGCUCUGCGGCAGCGUCUCCUGUUAAAGAGGAGAGAGGAGGAGGCCAGGCUCACUGAGGAGUCUGACAGGAUGCUGGAGGAAACCAGAGAGUCUAUCCAGAGGGAGAGAGAGACACACAAUCACAAGCUCAGGGAGGAGAGCGAAGCCAUCCUGAAAGAUUUGGAAAAAACUCUAGAGUAAGAGCGAACAGCGGAGCGAGACAGGCUGGAAGCCCAGAAGAGGCAGGAUGCUGAACUCCUUAAGGCUGAGCAGGGAGAGGAGCUGGAAGCAAAGAGGACCGACUACCAACGAGAACUCACUGGCCGGCUCCAGGAAGUGCGGGAGGAAGAGCAGCGGGAUCACGAGAGGAAGCUGGAGAAGCUGAGGGAAGACCACAAGAGAGAAAUGAACAACAUCAGAGAGAAAUACCUGGAUGAGGAGACCAUACAGAGAGAGCGCUUGCUGUCCACUCUGCAGGAAGACAGAGAUCACCUCCAGGCCUCCCACGCUGUCCAGAUGGAGAAACUGAGGCUUCAGCUCAACACUCAGAUACGAAAGACGCAGCUCACACACUCACGCAAGGAGUCCAAAAUGCAGGAUCUGGCAGAUCAGUUGGAGCUGAAAGUCAAAGAGCUGAAGAGCCAGGAGAGCAUGCUGCAGAUCCAGGUAGUAGAUCUGAAGAGAAGGAGGAAGAACCUCAUAGAUGAAGGAGAGGAGGUGGACACAGAGAGAGAGGCCUUACCCCAGCUGAACCAGGAGAGAGACCAGCCAAAGGACGAGCUGGAGAGGAUGAGAGAGGAGAAACAGCAAGCCUUAGAACUCAUCCAGAGAGUCAGGGAGGAGCGGAGCGAGGCAAUCAAGGAAAAGGAGAGGCUGAGAGGAGAGAGGGAAAAAGCCAGAGACGAGAGCAGGAGAGUGAAGGAGGACAAGGAGAAACUGGAGAGCAAUGUGACGCUGCUGCAUGAGAGAUGCAACGGUCUCAGCCACAGAGUCAGUGAGUUGGAGCAAGGUGAAGGUGCAACUACUUCCACCAGACAGGAGCCGAGGCAGGUCAAAACUAAGGGAGAGAAAACCGAGAUGACGGCCCUGGGCCACAGCUCCCUAGCCCCACCUCCCCCACUGAGGCCCUUGAACCCUUCGUGGAACUGGGUGACUGGGAGCUCUUCAGCCAACGCCGUCUACAAUGCCCCCAUCAGCAGCGGGCUGAAGGCCUCUGAGGAUCUCCUCAACAGCCGGUGGAGCCAGAUUUUUCCUGGAGCAGCUGUGGACCCAGUUGCGUCCAGCACCAUGAGGACCAGCUCAGCCUACUCAACUUACACUCCUGUUAGUGAACAGAGUACCAGCCUGCGGUCCAUGCAGAAUUCAGCAGAGAUCGAUGGUCAGAGGCUGCAGGGAAUGAUCGACAGCAACAAGAGGUGGCUGGAGACGCAGAAGAAAGACCCCAGCAUACCUCUAUUGACUCCCUAUCAAGCUCCGUCCUCCAAGAGAAGCCUGGUCCAGCUGGUCAUGGACGAUACCAACCAGAUCAGAGCAUGGAGGUCAAUGCCAAGUCCUAAUAAGCACAGCUGCCAGUCCACCUGGGACCACCCCUGCGAUGAGCACUACCGCCUCCUGGUGGCCCAGGAGCGUCUGGACACCUGCGACCCUGGCCCACUCUCCGGAUAUGUCCCUCAUCUUCGAGGGUCCCUCAAAAAUAUUCACCUGGACCAGGAUGCCCUGGGAGGAGGCCUUCAUUAUGACGAGUGUGAGACGGAUGAAAACGUUGAGGAGGAUUCAUCCUCCAUUGAUGUCAAGCUUAUGGAUAUCGUGGACUUGUCUGGGGCAGAGUUGAAGGUUUCAGAAGCUGCCAACAGGUUUAUGCUGGCUAAAGAUGGAGGAAGCUCUUUAGCCAAUAAAGUUGACCGACUCGCCCUCCAUCAGUCCAGACCAUCCAGCUCCUUCUCCAGCCCCUCCGACUCAGAGCGAAGUGGAGUGGAGCUAAGUCCCAAAGCCUCUCUGGGGCUCCAGAGGCCUAGAACCGCUAGAGGUCGGACCCCGUUAAAAACCCUUGACAAACCAGACAGAGAGAAUAAAGAGAGAGAGGAAGAGGAUGAUAAGGAGAAGCGAACAGCGGAGCGAGACAGGCUGGAAGCCCAGAAGAGGCAGGAUGCUGAACUCCUUAAGGCUGAGCAGGGAGAGGAGCUGGAAGCAAAGAGGACCGACUACCAACGAGAACUCACUGGCCGGCUCCAGGAAGUGCGGGAGGAAGAGCAGCGGGAUCACGAGAGGAAGCUGGAGAAGCUGAGGGAAGACCACAAGAGAGAAAUGAACAACAUCAGAGAGAAAUACCUGGAUGAGGAGACCAUACAGAGAGAGCGCUUGCUGUCCACUCUGCAGGAAGACAGAGAUCACCUCCAGGCCUCCCACGCUGUCCAGAUGGAGAAACUGAGGCUUCAGCUCAACACUCAGAUACGAAAGACGCAGCUCACACACUCACGCAAGGAGUCCAAAAUGCAGGAUCUGGCAGAUCAGUUGGAGCUGAAAGUCAAAGAGCUGAAGAGCCAGGAGAGCAUGCUGCAGAUCCAGGAGAGAGACCAGCCAAAGGACGAGCUGGAGAGGAUGAGAGAGGAGAAACAGCAAGCCUUAGAACUCAUCCAGAGAGUCAGGGAGGAGCGGAGCGAGGCAAUCAAGGAAAAGGAGAGGCUGAGAGGAGAGAGGGAAAAAGCCAGAGACGAGAGCAGGAGAGUGAAGGAGGACAAGGAGAAACUGGAGAGCAAUGUGACGCUGCUGCAUGAGAGAUGCAACGGUCUCAGCCACAGAGUCAGUGAGUUGGAGCAAGGUGAAGGUGCAACUACUUCCACCAGACAGGAGCCGAGGCAGGUCAAAACUAAGGGAGAGAAAACCGAGAUGACGGCCCUGGGCCACAGCUCCCUAGCCCCACCUCCCCCACUGAGGCCCUUGAACCCUUCGUGGAACUGGGUGACUGGGAGCUCUUCAGCCAACGCCGUCUACAAUGCCCCCAUCAGCAGCGGGCUGAAGGCCUCUGAGGAUCUCCUCAACAGCCGGUGGAGCCAGAUUUUUCCUGGAGCAGCUGUGGACCCAGUUGCGUCCAGCACCAUGAGGACCAGCUCAGCCUACUCAACUUACACUCCUGUUAGUGAACAGAGUACCAGCCUGCGGUCCAUGCAGAAUUCAGCAGAGAUCGAUGGUCAGAGGCUGCAGGGAAUGAUCGACAGCAACAAGAGGUGGCUGGAGACGCAGAAGAAAGACCCCAGCAUACCUCUAUUGACUCCCUAUCAAGCUCCGUCCUCCAAGAGAAGCCUGGUCCAGCUGGUCAUGGACGAUACCAACCAGAUCAGAGUCUACCACUACUGA
This is a messenger RNA of Pleuronectes platessa (European plaice), 5904 nucleotides long. Its product is annotated as centrosomal protein of 164 kDa-like. Lineage: Eukaryota; Metazoa; Chordata; Actinopteri; Pleuronectiformes; Pleuronectidae. The transcript has 11 exons. The record is from RefSeq and is a predicted model, not a curated record. Gene Ontology annotation, molecular function: protein binding.